Trypanosoma rangeli is the source of this 402-nucleotide messenger RNA. Its product is annotated as receptor-type adenylate cyclase. The coding region runs from base 1 to 402 and encodes 133 amino acids. NCBI's taxonomy places the organism in Eukaryota, Euglenozoa, Kinetoplastea, Trypanosomatida, Trypanosomatidae. The transcript has a single exon. The record is from RefSeq and is a predicted model, not a curated record.
AUGCUGGCGGACGGACGCACCGCUGGCGCGUACCUGCUGGCUCCCUCGGCGGUGCAGGACGUUGUUUUUGAGACUUGGCGUGCUGUCGUGGCUGAUGGUGGUGCGAAGUUUGUGCCCACGCUCGCGUUUGCUGCUGCAGUGCACGGCCGCUGCCUGCACCUGCGCCGGGCAGCUGCGUUGGUGUGCUUCUCACGUUGCCCCUGGCGAGGCCGCGGGCCGCUUUGCCGUGGUGUUGGUGCGUUAGACUUGUUGUUGGUUGAUGGUGGUGACAGCUGGGCCUUGGGAGGCGCCGUGUUCGGGAGGCCCGAGAGAGGUGUGAUAGAUUUCCCACCCAACAGCUGCAGAUGCCGAUGUGUAUCGACAUCUCUCGCACUGAGGAUGCCCCUGUGGAGGCUAGUUUGA